Molecule: messenger RNA, 1094 nt
Organism: Micropterus salmoides (largemouth bass)
Lineage: Eukaryota; Metazoa; Chordata; Actinopteri; Centrarchiformes; Centrarchidae
Product: methyltransferase-like protein 7A
Exons: 2
Coding region: 103-879 (258 amino acids)
Molecular function (GO): S-adenosylmethionine-dependent methyltransferase activity
Source: RefSeq, a predicted model, not a curated record
CUACACUGUUUGCGCCAUCGUGUGGUGAAAGUGCAACCCAGACACUGCCACUCAGGCAUUAAGAGUGUAAUCUUUUGAUCUUCUAAAGUCGCCUGUCUUAACAUGCCCCCAGCAAGAUUGUGUUUAAGAUUAACUCUGAAGAAAAUGAAGUAUUUUCUCAUGAAAUUAUGCAAGCUACUUUGUUUUGUUCUGACUUUGCCUGUACGUCUAAUGGAAAUCAUAGGCGUGUACGGUAUGUACAAACGUCUGUUUCCCUUGCUUGCCUACAAUAUAACAUUUUCAUACAACGACAAAAUGCACAAAACAAAGAGGGAGCUUUUCCGAAACGUGGGCAAAUUUGCAAACACCGACGGUACUCUUCGUCUGCUGGAGAUCGGCUGCGGCAGCGGGGCAAACUUCAAGUUUUACCCCUACGGCUGCACGGUAAUCUGCACUGACCCCAACCCGCACUUCGAGAAGUACCUGCGGAGGAGCAUGGACGCAAACGCGCAUUUAACUUAUGACGAGUUUCUAGUCGUCUCUGGAGAGGACAUGAAGGGAGUGAAGGACGAGUCAGUAGACGUGGUAGUCUGCACCUUGGUUCUCUGUUCUGUCAGCAACGUGCCGUCGGUGCUGAGAGAGGUCCGACGCAUUCUCAAAACAGGUGGAGCAUUUUACUUUUUGGAACACGUUGUCUCAGAUCCCUCCUCCUGGACAUACUUCUUCCAGCACAUGCUUGAGCCUCUGUGGUACUAUCUUGGGGAUGGAUGCAUGAUUACCAGAGAAACGUGGAAAGAUCUAGAGGCAGCUGGUUUCUCUGAAAUUUAUCUUAAACACAUUGAGGCUCCAGAGGUUACUCUCAUGAUAAGACCACACAUCAUGGGAUAUUCCAUUAAAUGACUGCAGGGGAGAAUGGGGUAACUUUAUUGAUGACAUUUUCUGCACCCAUUUGUAUAAGAUCUGCUUACAUUUUCAUGGAACAAAAAUGACACUUGUCACACUGCCUUUUUUGAGUGAAAAUAUAUUUAUUUACUUACAGAAUCAGCAACAUUUAAUACACCGUUUGUUCUUCUUCCCCAUCCCUCCCAAGAUGUACAUAAUAAAUAUUACCUGGA